AAAGGCGGGCCUGAUAUGUAAAGGUUAUCGGACGUUGAAAAAGAAUUAAAAAGUACGUCAUUCAUAACUCACGUGAUAUCUUCCAUCAAAGCAACAAUUUUUCUUGUCUGCAUCCUUUUUUAAAUCGCAUGUGGCGAACGGGUCCAAGAUAUCAAGGAUUAGGCAGUCAGCCUUCGUCAGCAUCAGUACAAUGUCAGAAAUGUUUGGAACGUGGUCAUUGGACAUAUCAAUGUAAAAAGGACAGAAGCUACAGAAGUAGGCCAAGUCGUACCCAGCAAUUAAAGAAACCACUCAAGUUAUACCAGCCUGAGCUUCCAAAAGAACUUCAAGACAAAAAAGGAUUAGCAGACAAAAUACUUAAGAAAAAGAAGAAGGAGCGAAAGAGAAGAGGAUCGUAUUCUAGUUCGUCAGAAAGUAGCAGCGAUAGCAGUAGUGAGAGCGAUUCUGUAGUAGCAGCAGUAGUAGCAGCAGCAGCAGAAGUCGUAGUAGAAGCUCAAGUUCUGAGAGCCGAAGUAGCCUCAGCUCAUCGAGUAGUGCCAGUAGAAGCCCUUCAAGAAACAGAAGAAGGAGAAGAAGGAGAAGAAGCUCGAGUCCAUAUCCUCAACGACGAAGAAGAAGUGUAA
Rhizopus microsporus ATCC 52813 is the source of this 623-nucleotide messenger RNA. RefSeq lists its product as uncharacterized. The coding region runs from base 129 to 623 and encodes 164 amino acids. Lineage: Eukaryota; Fungi; Mucoromycota; Mucoromycetes; Mucorales; Rhizopodaceae. The record is from RefSeq and is a predicted model, not a curated record. The transcript has 5 exons. Gene Ontology annotation, molecular function: zinc ion binding; nucleic acid binding.